GCGUCAGAUACAGAUAUAAACGCCGUGCGUUCUACUCGGGGGAAGACGGUAGCCUUUGCUUACAAUUAUGUGGGCGGACUUUGGCGGGUAUGGGCAGCAGUCGGCAGCGUUCUGCUAUUUUCCUGGGAUCAGCGAGUGACAAGUAUUUUCAUAGGAAAUGAUAAUUAAAUUAUUAAAUUCUUAGUCAAAAAAUUGGUCGGUCAGGUCGAUGGACUGAAUUGAUAUGUGCAUGGAUUGUGUCCUUUUUUCAAUCAUCCGCAGUCACUUUCUCAAUCAUUUGCAUCUUGUGUGUAGGUGAUAGUUCUGUGAAACAUCGCAUUUUGCUCAAUCGAUCGGAAUCGACUCUCUCGACCGAUUAUUUGCCUAAUUGGUAGAUUGGUUAAUUACUAAUUAGGUUUGAUUGCUUGCAUUCGUCAAAGAUAUGAAAAAUCCGAUCGCUUGAUUGCACAGCCGUGGGAUUGGAUUUUUUGAUUGGAUCUGAUUAGAUUUUGAUUGGAUUUGUGUCGGAUGUCGAUGGCGUUACUCGUAGAUAUGGAGAAUUUCCGGCCGGUCGUCUUUCAUAAUUGAUUUGAUGACAACUCGCUGUUCGUCCUUAAAAAAAUUCCCCCUCUUAGUCGUCAUUGACUGUCUUUCUUUUUUUUUUAAUUAGAUUUAAGUAAAAGACAAUAUAGGAUUUUUGGCGCGCAUAAGAAAAUGUGGUAUUUGUGUUAUUUUAUUCAUCGCCACCUGGACUUCCGGAUUGCUGAGGUGGAGUCAUUGGCGCGCAUUGCGGGUUGUUGCUCCAGCGUGGAUGACUCGAAUCCCCGAUCUCCUCCUCCCCCUCCUCCUCCUUCUCCUCCUUCUCCUCCUCCUUCCCCUCGUUUGGCCUGGCGUCUUCCUGAUGGGGAUCAUCCCGACUCUCCCUUCUGGUUCGUCGAUCUCCCAUCCAACGACGCAGCGCUGGCCAUUGUCCGACGUGGCAUUCUGCUCAAGGGAGUAUUUGAGGUCUGGGGGGAGGGAGCCACCUAUGACGAGCUCGAGAAUUCCGUUAAGUCUUAUCUAACGGUGGAGAAAGAGAAAACGGCGGCUUACUUAACGGCCGGCAGCUCGUUCAAGAUCGUAGUGGACGGGUUCGGCAAAAUCUUCAGCAUGCAGGAGCAGAUCCAGCGAAUCGAACGGCUGUCCUACAUUCCUUUUCAGGGCAAAGUCAAUCUCAAGAGUCCCGACCACAAGUUCUGGCUGAUUGAGUCGGUGGUAGGAGAGGGGGUGAACAACGGCCUGCCGCCACGGGUGCCACGUCGGAUCUAUUUCGCGCGAGAGGUGGGGUGUUCCAAUCGCACGAUCGUCAGCACCUACACGCUGAGCAAGCGGCGCUACCUUGGGCCCACCUCCAUGGACGCCGAGAUGGCUUUCAUCAUGGCCAAUCAAGCUCUGGCGAUGGCUGGCAAGCUCAUCUACGAUCCCUUCGUCGGGACCGGGAGCGUGCUGAUCGCGGCGGCGCACUACGGCGCGUACACGGUCGGGGCCGACAUCGACAUCCGGGUCGUCCGCGACGGCAGAGGUCGGGAUCGCAACAUCUGGAGCAACUUUCAGCAGUACGGGUUGAUGCCCCCGCUGUCUCUUCUUCGCGUUGACAACAACGUUAAUCCAUGGCGAACGGACCUGGACGAGGUGUUCGACUCGGUGCUGUGCGAUCCGCCCUAUGGAGUGAGAGCGGGGGGCAGGAAAUCUGGCGGGAGGAAGAUGCUGAAUGGGAGAGUGGAGCCGUACGUCAUUCCCGAGGAAAUGAAGUCCGAUCAUAUUCCAUCAACUGCGCCUUACACGUUGGAAGAGUGCUUGCAGGACAUGCUGGAUAUGGCGUCCAGGCUGUUGGUGAUGGGAGGGAGGCUGGUGUUCUUCUUCCCCGUGCUCAGGGAAGAGUACAAGGAGGAGGAGGAUCUGCCCCGGCAUGCUUGCCUGCACCUGGUCGCGAAUAGCGAACAGAUUCUGACGAGGCGAUGGAGUCGAAGACUGCUCACGUACGAAAAGGUGACCAGGUACACUGCAGAUAUGGCUAAGGAGGCCAGAGCCAAGCACGAAUAUUUCAGAAUUAAUCAUUUGAAAUUCCUCGAAGAGGCGCGCGCCAAGGCCGACCUCAGGGCCGCGGUCUUCGCGCCGAGGCGGGCGGAAUGGUUUCCUGAUUUGGAAAGUGGAAGUCCAUCCAUGGACGGGGGGGGGGGGGGGGAUGGGACAGUCAAUGGCGCCAACGAGCACUCGGUCGCGACGGCAGCGAGAAGACCAAGGUACCGAGGCAAGAAUGUUUGAUGAAAAUUUUCUCUGCUCUUUUUUUUUUUGGCGAUUUGGGGGGAGUUGCUGGGGAAGGGGGGGGGGGUGAUAAAUUGAGAUAAUGUUA
Messenger RNA from Chara braunii, 2371 nucleotides. The record is from the annotation of a GenBank genome assembly. NCBI's taxonomy places the organism in Eukaryota, Viridiplantae, Streptophyta, Charophyceae, Charales, Characeae.